Drosophila grimshawi is the source of this 1388-nucleotide messenger RNA. RefSeq lists its product as uncharacterized. NCBI's taxonomy places the organism in Eukaryota, Metazoa, Arthropoda, Insecta, Diptera, Drosophilidae. The record is from RefSeq and is a predicted model, not a curated record. The transcript has 5 exons. Bases 155 to 928 code for a protein of 257 amino acids.
UACGUGUUUCGAUCGAGUGCUGUGAAGAAAGCAAAUCAAAUUUGUAUACACACAAACAACAACAAAAAGAAGAAGAAAAAAACGUUAAACAUACAAAACAACAGAGCUGCUCCCAAGUACAGCAGAUCAAUAAACAACUCAACACACUUUAAAAAUGGAAUACCGGUGCUUAAGUAGAAGUUCUGUCAAACAGCUAACGGCACUCUGCGUCAUCAGCAUUGCACUCAGAUGCGCCAACGCGGCGCUGUGGCCGAGCUUCAGCAGCAGCAGCAGCAGCAGCAGCGCUGACGAUGCGCCGCCGCCCAGCAAAUGCGUCGGUGCGCGUGGACUUAAAUAUUUGUCGGGCGAUGCGUUGACAGAUUCACUAGACUGCCUGGGUCCGAAUAAUGCGCCUUAUCCCAGUGCGGCCGUUGCGCGCACAUUCUCCAAUUGGAACGGAAAUUCGCGACGUGGACGCCAAAGUAAAUUGCCCAGCACGUUGGAUCCAGCAAUAACGACGAGUGCAUUGUUGAGGGCCUACGAUGAGGUGAACAAUGAGGCUAUCGGAAGCAAUCGUUAUGGUCGCUCGCUAAAGAACGCUACGCCGGCGCAACAGUGCAAAAGCGAUACGCCGGCGAGACUCUGCAAGACGCGCUACAACACCACGGCGCCCAUGUAUGGCGUUAGCUUGACCUCGGGUCAGCCCGUGACCAUUGUGCAAAAGUUUCCCGAUCUGCUGCAGCAGGUCGUCUUCGAGGUGUGCGAAUCCUCCGAAUGCGACGUGGUGCGCGGCGAGUGCACGCAAACAUAUGUGCCGUAUUUGUUCCUGGUUAUACCACUUGGCCCCGUAACGCUGACCGGCCAGGAUUAUGUGCUGGUUGAGAGUGGAUGCGUUUGCAAGCCGAAGUAUUCGACGGGCGCCGCUCAGGAGCCGAACAUGAUACCGUAGAGGGAGGGAGUUGGAGAUGGCAGGUGGGAUGUGGAAUGGUGGGAUUCGAAAGUGUGAUCCUUACUGGUACACAACAGCAACCAAAAGAACUGAGCGAGGUUACGUAUGAUGGGGUGGAGCCGCAGAAUGUGCUUAAAUGUGGAAUUAUUUUUUGUAGCAAAAUCAAAUGUUCAAUGUUAUUUAUUAUUCGUUUCUAGUUUGUCUCUCUUAUCUCUCCCUGUCGCUGUAAAAAUGGAAUAGAUUUUUGCUCGAAAAAUAAUGCUAGUAUUAAGUUUUUAAUUAAAAUUUAUGCAUUUAAACUUAAUAUCAUUAAAUGCGCGCACCAUCAGCUGCAAUACAAAUUAUUAGAUUUGUAGUCAGAAAAAAAAGAAAAGAAAGCAAAACCGACAGAUUAAAUGAACAAUUUACAUGGCAAAACAAACAAAUUUAGUUUAUAUUUACAAAUAGUAAAUUAAUUAUA